GGCGUCCCCCGGCGCGAGGAGGCGGUGGAGAGCGAUCCCGGGCAAUCCCGGCUGUCCCAGCUAUCCCGGCGGUCCCGGCGCGGCGCUGCGGAGGCGGCGGAGGCACCGUCGGGCAGGAGCGGGAGCGGGAGCAGGAGCAGCUCCGAAACUCGAGUUGGGCUGGCGGUUCAGUAAAUACACCGCUCUGCUGGCAUGGAACGGUCGGUUCGGUGCUGUCGGUAAUGGCAUCCAGCUGCGGCCAAGUUCUCUGAAGUGGAAGCGAGGUGUUCACCGCCCCCGCCGCCCCCAGUCUGUGUUUGAGAAUUGACUGGGAAAAAAAAAAAAGAGUAGAAAGAGUAGAGAUCUGAAGAAAUUCCAGAUGAUGGCUUCUGACGCGAGUCAUAUGCUGGAGGCAGCUUUGGAGCAGAUGGAUGACAUCAUUGCAGGUACAAAGUCAGCUACAGAGUAUGCUAAUGGUGGUUAUGAUAUUGUGUCACCUGCUCCGUCAGUGUACUUGGGCACAUUUCAAAUUCUGCAUCUCCUGGAAGAUCUAAAGAUGGCAUUGGAAAUGCUGGAGGAUCCUCAGGAGAAAGAGGCAUUGAGAAAUCAAAUUCCAGGGGCCACAGCAGUGUGUCUGCGGGAGUGGUUCGAAGAGAAUCUGUCACAGGUGAAUCAUCAUCCAUCCAAUAAUGAAACUUAUCAAGAGAGGCUGGCACGAUUAGAAGGUGAUAAAGAGUCACUCAUACUGCAGGUGAGUGUUCUUACAGACCAGGUGGAAGCUCAGGGAGAAAAAAUCCGGGACUUGGAAAUCUGUCUUGAGGGGCAUCAGUUGAAGCUGAAUGCUACAGAAGAAAUGCUUCAACAGGAAUUGCUGAGUCGCACAUCGCUGGAGACACAGAAAUUAGAUCUGAUGGCUGAAGUUUCAGACCUGAAGAUUAAGCUGGUUGGUAUGGAAAAGGAACAGAGUGAAUAUGAAGAGAAACAGAACAAAGCUGAGGGUUUGCUGCAGGAACUUAGGCACCUCAAAAUUAAAGUGGAAGAACUGGAAAAUGAAAGAAAUCAAUACGAGUGGAAAUUAAAAGCUACUAAAGCUGAGAUAGCCCAGCUUCAAGAGCAAUUAGCUCUCAAAGAUGCAGAGAUAGAACGCCUGCAAAGUCAACUCUCUAGGACCUCAUCAUACAGCGAAGUGGCAGAAAGAGAGGAAGUUUAUAGGAGAAGGCUAAAAGAAAAACAUCAAGAAGUUCAGCGACUGAAGAUAGGAAUGGAAUCGUUAUUGGCUGCAAAUGAAGAAAAGGACCGUCGAAUAGAGGAACUGACGCUGUUGCUGAGCCAGUACAGGAGGGUCAAAGACAUCAUGAUUGCAGCUCAUGGCUCUUCUGUCUCUGGUGGCAGUGAAGAGGAAGUUGAGAUAACUUUAAGGAAGUGGAAUCUUUUGAAUAAUUCUCAAGGAGAAUUACUGAAAACAGAGGCCUCUUCAGGAGAAUUGUCACAAGCUGUGCUCCCUCCAGUGCCACACAAAGCUAUGGAAAUCAGUGGAAGCAUUCCAGUAUCUUCGACUAAUAUGACCUCUCCACAAGAAGAAUCUUUGGAAAUCAUAAACAGGGUUCCACAGAAAAAAAAGUCAAGUAGUUUAGAAGACUUGCAGAGUGAAUCCCUGGAAAAGUAUGUAGAUGGAAAACCAGCACAGCCUGUUGUAGAACAAGAGAGUAAGCCAGUUGUGAAGGGCAGCAAGUACCAAACCUUGCCAGGAAAGAUGCCCCGACCCUUGCAGAAUGGAGAGCAGGGAACAUAUCACUCUCCAGAUGGAUGUGGGAUGAGCGAGGAAAACGGCGUCCCGGGCCUGAGAGAAACAGAGAACAUGGAUGGUACAGUAGUCUCAGAUGACCCUUCACCUCUUUCUUCGGGAACGGAUUCAAGUCCACAAUCUCCAUGGUCUCCAGAAAACAGAAAGAGUCCAAAAGGGAUCAAGAAAAUCUGGGGAAAAAUAAGAAGAACUCAGUCAGGUAACUUCCCUGCAGACGACCUGGGGUUGGCAGAGUUCCGAAGAGGUGGCCUCCGUGCUACAGCUGGGCCUCGGUUAUCCCGGUCCAAGGACACCAAAGGCCAGAAGAGUGACUACAACGCUCCAUUUGCUCAGUGGAGCACCGAGAGAGUUUGUAACUGGCUUGAGGACUUUGGUCUCGGCCAGUACGUCAUUUUUGCGCGGCAGUGGGUGACGUCGGGCCACACACUGUUAACUGCCACACCUCAGGACAUGGAAAAGGAAAUGGGAAUAAAGCAUCCACUGCACAGGAAGAAAUUAGUUUUGGCCAUUAAGUCAAUAAAUGCAAAACAGGAUGAGAAGUCUGCACAACUUGAUCAUAUCUGGGUGACACGAUGGCUCGAUGACAUUGGCUUACCUCAGUACAAAGACCAGUUUCAUGAAUCCAGAGUUGAUGGGAGGAUGUUGCAGUACUUAACUGUGAACGACCUUCUCUUUCUGAAAGUCACCAGUCAGCUGCAUCAUCUGAGCAUUAAAUGUGCCAUUCAUGUGCUGCACGUCAACAAUUUCAACCCCCACUGCCUACGCAGGAGACCGGUUGAGGAGAACAACGUGUCGCCUUCUGAUGUGGUUCAGUGGUCCAACCACCGAGUGAUGGAAUGGCUCAGAUCAGUGGAUCUGGCAGAAUAUGCACCAAACCUUCGAGGGAGCGGAGUGCACGGGGGCCUGAUUAUUCUCGAACCUCGCUUCAACGGGGACGCGCUGGCCAUGCUCCUGAACAUCCCACCUCAAAAGACCCUCCUGCGCCGCCACCUCACCACCAAUUUUAAUGUAUUAAUUGGACCAGAGGCACAGCAAGAAAAAAGAGAAAUAAUGGAGUCAGCAGCCUACACACCUCUGACCACCACUGCCAAAGUCCGGCCAAAGAAACUUGGAUUUUCCCACUUUGGAAACUUAAGAAAAAAGAAGUUUGAUGAAUCAACAGACUACAUUUGCCCUAUGGAUACAAACCCAGCUGCUACGAAUGGUACUCCAAAAAACUAUGGUGGAUACAAAGGACUUAGUCCUUUCACUGAUAGGGAACUGGAUCAGAUGGAACACUCAGAAGGCACAGUAAUGCAAAUAGGGGCUCUUUCUCAAGGCAUAAGCCAGCUUACGGUAGGUAUUCAUUUCACUCUUGUUCUAAAGUCACAAAUGUGUUCUGUCUGCUACAAUUCAGUGAAAGUUUGUCAUUGAUGGUGGUAGUUAAGAGUAAGUGGGUCACUAUUCUUGUUAAAUACCUCCUUAUAGCCUGGUUGGGCAUUUGGUAAAGAAACCACCCUGCUUUUAAAUUGCUCUAGAAAUUAAGUUUCACUUAGGCCUAUUUAAGUUUUCAUGAACUCUGCUAUCUCUUUAACACAAUGACAGAUAUUCAUCCCCUUAAAUGAAAACAAUUCUUCAAAGAUUUUGCACCACCAAAUGCCUCAGUCCCAGCAAGGACUAGGAAUGUCUUAGGUACAGACUUGAAAAUGUACAUGAGCUAAAACUCCAUGGAAAACAAACAACCCCCCCCUUCCUCAUUAUUAACUCCUCACUCCACAGAGGCUAAUUUAUUAAAAAACAAAAAUAAGGGACUGAAUGAUAUAAUGAAGAAUUAUAUAAGGUAGUUGAGUCGCAUGCCACACACGAGCUCUCUAAGGAUUUCCUCAAGCAAAAAAGUGUAUUUAAAGCUAUAUUCAAGAAAUUCCUUUUAACUGUAUGCAGCUCUAACUCCCCCUGUUGUGAGUCUGAUCUCAUUACAGCUGGGUUUCUGUGACUGAACACUUUCUCACUCCUUCCCUCCCAUCUUGCCUUUUCAGACGCUGUUAAGCCAGGAUGAAAUGCUGAAUGACAGCAAGUUUUUAGCACCUACCUUUGAAGACUGGAGAUGAUGUUCCAGCGUGACCAAGAACACUACUCAUACCUCAUGCCUGUCAGGAGUGGCCAGGAGCAGCUGGAGGCCCUGGUGCAGGAUGGCUUUACCUCUCUUCUACUACUGUGACUUAGCACAUAGCAUUUAAUGUAGCCACACCUCACAGGUAACUCUCCUCUGUGCUGUUUUUCCACAUAGUGUCAUAUGAAAUAGGUGUUGGGAGAAGAAUGGGACUCAGAUCCAGAGUCUGGAAAGCCAAGACUGGCACCCUGUUUUACCCUUUCAUUCAGUCCUCUUUUACAUGGUGUGUUACAUGAAAGACCUUUUGUAAUAUUUUUUAUUUUUAUAAUUAACUUGUAACGCAGGAAUCAUUAAUACACUACUGUACCGUGUGGGCUUCCAUCAGAGCUACCUGGAAAUUCAGGUGGAUGCUGGUGAGUGCAGCAGUGAUGGCUCACUCAGUACUACUCUGGUCUUGCCAGACUGGUUCCCAUAAAGGAUUUUAAUCUCUCAUCCCUUUCACUAGCACACGUCCUGCCCUCUUUUUAUCUAAGUCAGUGCAGUGUCUUCUGGGAAGAAUGGAACAUAAUGCUGUCCAUCAAGCCCUUGAUUUUAUCAGGAGGACAACAAGCUAGCAUGUUCACAAAUCUUCGUCUGAUGCAAAAAGAUGCUGAACUACAGCACGAUUGUAACUCCAAGACUACCAGAAAAGUAUCAUAAUAAAACAAAUAUUUAUUUCUUUAAAACACCUGGCAAAACACAUCUGUUGCUACUCUGCUGAGCUAGGCAUGACUGCAGCAGAGGGAAUUAUGGCCUCUCACUACUUACUUGAGGGGCUGCUUGAGGGUGAAACCAUCUCCUUUACAGCAGCAAUUACUUGUGGCAUCUGUUUACAUGUGCCUCUCUUGUAUUAAUGAGCUAUUAACAAGCUAUGUUAGUAAACAGGGAAAUGCCAGACAGAAAUCUGCUUAGCUGUAAGGAAAAGACUUUGUAUCUGGCUGGUUUGCCUUACUCUCCGACUCUCUUGCAACACUCACUGACUGCGGGGUGUUGUUUUACAUACUAAUAGAGCCUGAGGGCAGGUCACUCCCAGCCACAACCCUCCCAAAUAAAGGGGAAAUCUCCACUAUUGUCCAGAGCAUGCAGCAAGGGCUCUUUGAGAACUACCAGUGGCACUUUUUGAAGGUGACCUAUCCUACUCCUCACUCCAUGAGUUUCUCAUGGCAGACCUUGGAGUGUACAGUCAGAUUUAGGAAGCUAAACACAUGAUUUUUAUGGUUCAAAAUGGUAGAGCCAAAGCAAAUUCUUUUCAGUUGCUGAAAAAUUAAAUGAUAAUGGAAAAUCCAGAGGCAUGAGAUGUCAGUCUGCACAUCAGCCAACUACAAAUGUUUAAUAAAAGCUAUUAAAUGUACCAGUCUGGCAGUGCAGUCAGUACUAGUGACCAGAUCAGGCAUCAUGGGCAUUUGAAACACCUUUCCAGGUUAAUUAGCCAGCAGACUGCAAAUGGGAUAAACUGCUCCAGCAGAGGCAGCCUUAGUAUCACUGGGAUAUUCCAAACAGAUUUUCCUAUUUCUUUCAAAGCUGUGUUUUUAACUCAGUGUGUUGUUGUGCUAACUUGGCUGUGAAUAGUCAAUCUAUAAAAUUAUUGAUUUUUUUUUAAAUAUAAGUAGUAAGAAAUCCUAAUUAGCAUAACACUGGUAUAAAUGCUUAUUUUUUGACUGUUAGCAAUAAAUUCUGGAUGUUCCUUUA
Messenger RNA from Pipra filicauda (Wire-tailed manakin), 5600 nucleotides. RefSeq names its product PPFIA binding protein 2 (gene PPFIBP2). The transcript has 28 exons. Gene Ontology annotation, molecular function: protein binding. Gene Ontology annotation, biological process: neuromuscular junction development. Lineage: Eukaryota; Metazoa; Chordata; Aves; Passeriformes; Pipridae. The coding region runs from base 359 to 3196 and encodes 945 amino acids. The record is from RefSeq and is a predicted model, not a curated record. Gene Ontology annotation, cellular component: presynaptic active zone.